Daucus carota subsp. sativus is the source of this 1175-nucleotide messenger RNA. RefSeq lists its product as uncharacterized. The coding region runs from base 197 to 868 and encodes 223 amino acids. The record is from RefSeq and is a predicted model, not a curated record. The transcript is spliced from 2 exons. Lineage: Eukaryota; Viridiplantae; Streptophyta; Magnoliopsida; Apiales; Apiaceae.
GGCCAGCUGCACUGUUGCAGAGCCAAUAAUUAGCUUUCAUAGAUUUUUUAUUUUAUUUUAUUUUUUUGGCUUAAUUAAUUUUUACGGAUUUUCUAUAUAUAUGCAAGUUCAAGAAGCUUAGUGUCAAGGCAAUAUACUCUCUUCUUGUACAAUUAAGAUAGCCUUCCUCUUCAAGCACUAAACCAGAUAUAUUAAGAUGGCUUCCUGGUCUGCUGAAAAUGCCACUAAAGCUUAUCUCAGAACCAUCAAGAUGGGAAAUACUGAUAAAGAACCAAAUGUAGCUGAGUUCGUGUCAGCACUAUCUGCUGGAAACAAUGCACAACUGAUGGUGGUUGCUUGUGCCAAUACAGCAGGCUCACCAACGCUUGGACUAGUUGCUGCAGCUCAUCAGACUGGAGGAAGAGUUAUCUGCAUUGUACGCGGUGAAGAGGAACUUCAGUCGUCGAUGGAUGCACUUGGCUGCAAUGCUAGCCGAGUGGAGUUUGUUGUUGGGGAACCUCAACUUUUGUUGUCAGGCAAAUACAGAAAUGCAGAUCUUGUUGUCAUAGACUGCAAUCUUGAAAACCAUGAGGAGAUUUUUAGAGUUGUGCAAAUGUCAGCUGGGAGGAGUAAGAUUAGCACUACUGUAUUAGGCUACAAUGCAUUCUGCAAGGAGUCGUGGCAGUGGGGUGGAUCCAGGACUCAUCUUUUACCUAUUGGAGAAGGGCUGCUAAUGACUAGAAUAGCGGAAAACAUUGAGUUUAGAGGUGGAGAGAAUGGUGGUCCGGGGAAGAAAAGCCAUUGGAUAGUUAAAGUGGACAAGUGCACAGGUGAAGAGCAUGUAUUCAGAGUCAGGAUGCCUCAUGGAAGAUCUACAAUCAAGGCAUAAGUUACAGCAUGACAUUGCGUCUUGAAGUCUGAUUGCUAUCCUGUAGAUGUAAAUAUUAAUAGCAUAGUCUUUUAGCAGAUUUAUAUAAAUGUUUGAAGAUUAUAGCAAGCUAGGUUUUAGGUUCGUUUCUCGAAUCAGAUAUGAAGUUGUCUAUAUGGUGAACAAAUAUUUGGCACUUACAGAUAUGGAAAUUGCAGAAAGAUAAAGAAAGACUCUGGUAUAUUCUGGCUAUCCAAUACAGGUUCCCAAUGUGAGACAGUUCUAAAUAUCAAGCGACUUUCUUAUACUGAACUCGAUGCCCUUAUGA